GCGCAUAAGCUCACGCUACGUAUAUCCUGCAGUUCGCUUCGGAUACCGACGUCAAAGAUAUCACCAAAUUUACAACCUGGCUGGGCCAGCUUCAGAAGACCAACGCCACAGACGCACUCCGCCUUGGUCAUCAAGUAGAAGACAUGAUUCUCCUCUGCAACAUAAAGGGCCAGUAUAGCUGCAGCGAUUUUGGGAAUUUCACUCUACGCCUGAAUCCAAGAUACGGCAACUGCUUCUGCGUUGGCUGCGACAAAGAAGCCGACCAAAAGUUGCGAGUGGACGCCGUCGUUUCGCCCAGGGCAGGAGGCCUGCAACUGUUGCUGAACACCGAACUGAACGAGUACCUGGGAGUGAUCCCUGAAGCAGGUUUCAUUUUAAUGGCCCACCACCCCAGGGUGCAACCCGACAUCACGCAAGACGGAAUCAUGUUGCCUCUGCGCUCCACCACCUACAUUAGUUUGCGGAAGGAAACUGUCAGCAGGCUUCCGCCACCUUACAAAGAUGCUUGCCAAGAUGACUGGCCAGGAAAACUCCAAGAAUUCGCUUUUAAAGGCAACCUUUAUAAUACUGAGAGCUGCAGAGAAAUCUGCAAACAGUACAGCGUGAUAACAAGGUGCCACUGCCAGUCGCCGAGACACGCCAUCAUUGUCGCCGAUAACGUAACGACUUCUCUGUGUGACGAAAAUCACAAGGAACAGGGUCGGCUGCCAGCCAGAGCUUAA
Messenger RNA from Ixodes scapularis (black-legged tick), 722 nucleotides. RefSeq names its product degenerin mec-10. The transcript has 7 exons. Lineage: Eukaryota; Metazoa; Arthropoda; Arachnida; Ixodida; Ixodidae. The record is from RefSeq and is a predicted model, not a curated record. Gene Ontology annotation, biological process: sodium ion transmembrane transport. Gene Ontology annotation, molecular function: ligand-gated sodium channel activity. Gene Ontology annotation, cellular component: membrane. Bases 144 to 722 code for a protein of 192 amino acids.